Messenger RNA from Panonychus citri (citrus red mite), 2144 nucleotides. It is a transcript of the gene Tif-IA, whose product is annotated as RNA polymerase I-specific transcription initiation factor RRN3-like. NCBI's taxonomy places the organism in Eukaryota, Metazoa, Arthropoda, Arachnida, Trombidiformes, Tetranychidae. The transcript has 2 exons. Bases 442 to 2040 code for a protein of 532 amino acids. The record is from RefSeq and is a predicted model, not a curated record. Gene Ontology annotation, molecular function: RNA polymerase I core binding; RNA polymerase I general transcription initiation factor activity. Gene Ontology annotation, cellular component: nucleus. Gene Ontology annotation, biological process: transcription initiation at RNA polymerase I promoter.
CAAGAAGUUGAAUUGAAUUGAUUAACAUGUUCAUUCAACUCGUGAUUGUUAUUAAAUUUCUUCAUCGUAAUUAAUUCAAAUUAGUCUCUUCAAGAUUAAGAUUUAUCAAUUUGUGGAAAAUUUGAAGAUCUCAAUCAAAGUGUGAAGUUAAAGAAAAUAAAAUUUAAUUAAUCCAAGGAAAAGUGUUGACUCUUGUUGUAUUGAUACAAACAUAAUCUUCAACAGAUCAACCUUGAUAUUUGAUUAAUAACAUUUCAUUUCUGUUACCCUACCAACUUAAUUUAAUUUAAUCCCCUGAUUUCGUUUUUAAAUUGUUACAAUUAAUGGGAACCAGUUAACCGACAAUCAACAAUAAAUUCAACCCAAUUUACAGUUUCAACAAAAAUCUUAGUAAACAAAUGUUAAUCCAUCGAAAACAAAGAAAGUUAAUCACAAUUAACCAUGAAUUAUUUACGAAAUUUGAAAGCAAAAGCCAAGGCCCAAUCAUCGGUUUUACCAUCUUUAACUGAUCUAUUAGGUGAUAAUGAUAAAGUGCUAACCGAAACUGAGAUUACCUCUCGUUUAACCACAUUGAAAGACAUUCUAAUGUUUUCUACCACAAAUGAAAAGCUAAAUGAACUUGUGGACAAUUUAACCAUCAUUUCACAUAAUCUUCCAUUGAUUUUAAUUAAAUGGCGACGAUCAACUCAAUUUGGACAAAUAUUAUACAUCUUACCUUGGAGAAAUUUCAUCUUCACCGAUACAAAUGGUAUUCCAAUUGUUUCCAUUCUAUUGGAUAUUCUUAGUGAUAUGAUUACCAUCUCGCCUAUUUUCAUCCAAUCUAUAAUAAAGAAUAUUGUUCUAAAAAUAUUCCAAGGUGAGGAUAAGGAAGGAUCACAAUUAAGUUACAAUGAAUCUCAAAUAUUUCAACGUUGUCACAUUUUCCUAAAAGAAUUGGUUGAAACAUAUCCAUCAGCUUCCCUGUUAAUAUCCAAUACAUUCAAGACCAGUUUCCCUCAUUAUAUAACGUCAACUGUUCAUUGUUAUGUUGCAUAUUUGACCAAUGUAAUUGAUUCCAUUGAUUAUCUUUCCGAUACCCAAUCAAUUCUUAACUUAAUCAUUGACAAACUAAUUUGGUUGGAAAUGUCUUCCCAAAGAGCUGCUGAAAGCUUAGCCAUUGACGGUACCACCGAUUCUGGUACAACCACAACAACAACAACAACAACAAUGUCGACAACAAAUGAUAAUAACAAUGCUAAUAUUGAAUUAGCAAUCAAAUGUUAUAAUAUAUUUGACACUGGAUUUGACCUUUUAUUGUCAAAAUUGAAUUCUAUCCUUCAUCCUGAUAGCCUAACAUAUGAUUCAAGUAAAGCAGAGGUAACAAUUGGCUCAUUGUUAUACAUUUUCACCACUCAAGUGAUUAACAUUGAUUCAUUGAUUAAUUUACCUUUUGCUAUGGUCUAUUGGUCAAGUUUCUCUGAGGAUCUUUGUGAAAGAACCUUAUCCAAACUUUGGUAUGAAACAAUUAAAUCUUCUGAAAAAGGUUCACUCGAUUCGAGGUCAGUUUGUAUUCUAGCAUCGAUGAUGGUUGAAUCAAAUUACAUUACUACAGAUCAAGUUGUCUCUUUCCUGGAAAAUGCUGUUAAUUGGUCAUUAGAUUAUUCUGAUUGUAACAAUGAUAUUACCAUUGAUCUAAAUUAUAAUCCAGAUCAACAUAAACUUUUCUACUCUGUUACCCAAUCAAUUUUUUACCUCAUCUCUUGUAAAAUCAGUGAAUUUAAUAUGAUCCAAUUGAAAUCACUUAGAUUACUCAAUUUACAAGGUUUAAUUGGAACCAAAUUGAAUCCACUUCUCUAUUGUUUACCAACAAUAGUUGAACAAUUUGUUGAAAUUUCGAGAGAUUAUCAAAUAGCUCUUUGUUCCCAUGUGAUUGAUAAAAAUAUCAGAUUAGGAUUAGAUGUAUCAUCGUUUUUCAAUCAUUCUCUGUGUUAUUAUUUUCCCUUUAAUAGUUUCACCUUUCAAUUAGCAUCACCUAAAUUUGAUUCGAUCCUUUGUUAUUAAACAAUCCCAAUCAAUUGAAAUCGAAACAAUCAAACCAAAUGAAACUCUGUAAACAUUAUGUCAAUUAUUUAUUUGUGUCUAAUAAAAAAAAUGGUAAAUUCGGA